AUUGAUGCUACAUUGAAGAUUGUUUGAUGGCAAACAGUAUAUAUACAUAUAUAUUUAUAGUAUCAUGGACCCCAUGGUAUCUGAGACUGUUAGGAUUAGAGGGAAAAUUCAUGCUUAAUGGUGACUUAGUAUCUAAAAAUAAACAACUGAGUCACCAGCCUAUCUGCUAAAUAUCAUGUACAUUGUCUGGAGUACAGCACACUUAUAUAAUAUAUUUACAGCUGUAUCUAUAAUCUUCUGUUGCUCUAAUGAUGAACAUAUUAUAUCCACCGGUAAUUUAAUUCAACAACUGUCAUGUAAAUACUGUUCUAUGCACCAAUUAUUGUUCAAAAUGGUGUAACUUUAAUUGAGAUUAUAACUGGCAAACCGCCCCUGUGGAAGUCUGCUUUUUUGUCAGCUGUUAACGCACUACACUUUACCACAGAAAAGGGGGCAAAGGGAAUUUGAGAGAAAAACUCUGCUUACUCCCUUACUACAAUGAACGAAGCGUGAAAAUUGUCAGUUGUGGCAGAGAAAGGGACAUCUCGAUUGGUGCGCCUCUGAAUCCCUUUGGUUGUCUUUGGCAACGUUUGGUGCCUGUAAACCAGCGCUGGAACGAGUUACAUUUUCUUACUUUUGGACAAAGUUUAGGUUUGGAAGCAAACAAAUGACCAAAGGAACUUUACUGUGAUCACCCUCUUAAAUGCAGUGAUGGUUCGUCCACAGGCUGUUCCGCGCGAUUUUAACAUAAUCACCGUGUCAGUUUCAUCUUUCUUAUGCAAAGUAGCUGUCUUUGAAGGCGGAUCUUUUGGCAGGUUAGUCCAGGACGGUGGCGAGUACUAGCUCAAACGAGCACUGCCACACCAACCAGUAGAAUUGACUUUGUCUCCGGAGAGGAAUUAGAAUACACAUUUAACUGAUGUGAUCAUGCACAUCUAGAUUUCCCCUUUUUUGCAGUUUUUUUUUAACUAUACGCACAAACCCCUAACGGACAGUAAGAAGAGGAGAGCAAUUAUUUGAGUUGGUAAAUAUUAAAGUUUUAGCCGAGUGAUUGAUUUUGAGCUGCCGAACAGCAACGGGAUAUUUCGGUAUAUGUGGUUGUCUUUACGCGCAUUGAAAGAAGUUGAAUGUGAUGAUCGCAAGACUUUAUAAUUUACUUAAAGGAGUCGACGUAGAAUUAAUCAUCUACGGGACAACAGCCAAACGUGUCUGCUUUUUUGGAUUAUUCGGGAGAAAACUGAAUAUAAUUUUCAAACCAUGGACUUUGUAGUGAGCGCACAUAACCUGGAACCAUUACAUUUUCGGAAUACUUACUAAAUGCCGGUCCUUUCACCAACUAUCCUAAGGUUUCACCGUUCAACUUUUUUCUUGGUCACAUUCAUGGACAUAAGCACAGCGUGUUACAGCAUCUUACUUUGCCAGGGGAAACGCAAUUUCUGCGUUGUCCUUUAAGGCGAGCAUUUUCUAUUUCCGACUGUUCGUUACCAGAGAGAUUAAAGAACAGAGAAUGAAUUCCUCUGCCAUGCGGAGCCUUAUCUAUCUGCUGCUCUGCCUUAGCCGCGGCUGCUCAGCCAUUAGCUCCAUCGACCCAGACCGGCCAGGCGAGGGGAGAUGCCAGCAUAUAGUCAUCCCCUUGUGUAAAGACAUUGGCUACAACAUGACCAGGAUGCCCAAUCUAAUGGGCCACGAGGACCAGAACGAGGCCGCCAUCAAGUUGCAUGAGUUUGCUCCGUUGAUAGAGUUUGGAUGUCACAGCCACCUGAAGUUCUUCCUGUGCUCGCUGUACGCUCCCAUGUGCACGGAGCAGGUGUCCACCCCCAUCCCGGCCUGCAGGGUAAUGUGUGAGCAGGCCAGGCUCAAGUGCUCCCCCAUCAUGGAGCAGUUUAACUUCCACUGGCCCGAAUCCCUCGAUUGCUCCAGGCUACCCACCAAAAACGACCCCAACAACCUCUGCAUGGAGGCCCCCAACAACGGCUCGGACGAUUCCCCGAGAGGGUCGCACACCCAGACCCCCGACUUCCGGCCCCAGAGGCCCCUCAGCGGCCAGGACCUCCACACGAAAGACAGCAGCAGCAAGGAAACAUGCAGAAACCCCGGAAAGUUCCACUACGUCCAGAAGAGCGAGUCGUGUGCCCCCAAGUGCUACCCCAAAGUGGACGUGUACUGGAGCCAGGGAGACAAGCAGUUCUCCCUGGUCUGGAUGGCCGUGUGGUCCAUCCUCUGCUUCAUCUCCAGCUCCUUCACCGUGCUCACUUUCCUCAUCGACCCCCAGCGCUUCAAAUACCCCGAGCGCCCCAUCAUCUUCCUCUCCAUGUCCUACUGCGUCUACUCGGUGGGCUACCUCAUCCGCCUGUUUGUGGGGGCCGACAGCAUCGCCUGCGACAGGGACAACGGCGUCCAGUACAUCAUCCAGGAGGGCCUGGAGUCCACCGGGUGCACCAUCGUCUUCCUCAUCCUCUACUACUUCGGCAUGGCCUCGUCCAUCUGGUGGGUGGUCCUCACCCUCACCUGGUUCCUUGCAGCCGGGAAGAAGUGGGGCCACGAGGCCAUCGAGGCCAACAGCAGCUACUUCCACCUGGCAGCCUGGGCCAUACCGGCGGUGAAGACCAUCAUGAUCCUGGUGAUGAGGAAGGUGGCGGGGGACGAGCUGACGGGGGUGUGCUACGUGGGCAGCAUGGAUGUGAAGGCCCUGACAGGGUUCGUCCUCAUCCCCCUCUCCUGCUACCUCGUGGCGGGAACUUCCUUCCUGCUGUCGGGCUUUGUGGCUCUCUUCCACAUCCGCAAGAUCAUGAAGACGGAGGGCGAGAACACGGACAAGCUGGAGAAGCUGAUGGUGCGCAUCGGGGUCUUCUCCGUCCUGUACACCGUGCCCGCCACCUGCGUCAUCGCCUGUUACUUCUACGAGCGCCUCAACAUGGACUACUGGAGGGUCCUGGCCGGCGAGCAGAGGUGCGUGGAUGGCGGCGGCGGCGGGUCCGAGUCGGAGGAGUGCGUCAUGAAGGGUUCCAUCCCGGCUGUUGAGAUCUUCAUGGUGAAGAUCUUCAUGCUGCUGGUGGUGGGCAUCACCAGCGGCAUGUGGAUCUGGACCUCCAAGACGCUGCAGUCGUGGCAGAACGUGUUCAGCCGGAAACUGAGGAAGAACACGAGGAGGAAGGCAGCCAGCGUGUUCGCCAGCAGCGGUCCUUACCUCAAGCCUCACCCGGCCCUCAAAGGACACAACAGCAAAUACGAGCCCACCAGGCCCUGCGUGUGAAGCGUCUCUCUCUCGGUGUGUGCAAAGCCAAAACCCUUCGAAAAAAGCCCUUAACCUAAAACCACAGACUUCAAACUCAAGAGUGAGUAGGCGGCGUUCGUAGUUUAAUUUAUGCAAAACUUCGUUGAAGAUCAUGCAAUGUGACGAGUGUUAUUUGUUCGUACCUGGGAUCUCUCUCAAGCUACGAGGACGGCCUUUGUUUGGAAAAACGACUACUCCCAGAGACAUCCUGUUGCAGAACUUUAAUAGAAAAAAUAACUUUUUGUUUUCCAAGACUAAGAAAGUGGAAUAAACCAUUUGGAUUGUGUCAUUGGAUUGCUUGAAUAAUGUGCAAUAGAUGUUUUCUUUAGAGGCAAACAAAGACACUUGUACUGUAGCAACAGAUUACAGACAAUGAAAGGACUUCCCGGGACAAUGGGAGCGGAUUGUCUGAGAGAGAUGGAGGCCUAGAGUGGCUGUUUUAAUGGAAAUCAAGGCGGUGUCAUAGAUGUUUGAACUGAAGUGAGAGAGAGCAGCUGUGGAGAGAGACCCAGGACCUUACGGACUGUCUAUUGUGAAGCUAAUCCAUGCCAUAAAUAAAUCAAUAAGCACUAGACAUCGCAAAAGUUAUUUGUACAGGUGGUUGAGUUUUUAGUUUUGUUUUUGUAUAUAUUUCUUAAAUGUCAUAUUUUAUAGAAAAUUAAUAAAACAUUCUAGUUUUGUGGUGGAAACUGGAAUUGUACAUUA
Messenger RNA from Hypomesus transpacificus, 3958 nucleotides. RefSeq names its product frizzled class receptor 10 (gene fzd10). Gene Ontology annotation, cellular component: plasma membrane. The transcript has a single exon. The record is from RefSeq and is a predicted model, not a curated record. Gene Ontology annotation, molecular function: Wnt-protein binding; Wnt receptor activity. Gene Ontology annotation, biological process: canonical Wnt signaling pathway; non-canonical Wnt signaling pathway. Lineage: Eukaryota; Metazoa; Chordata; Actinopteri; Osmeriformes; Osmeridae. Bases 1487 to 3232 code for a protein of 581 amino acids.